AUGCAACACACCCUCUCGGAGUGUGAACCCCAACGGCGUGGUGUAAACGAAUUAGCACUCAAAACGCACUCGUCUAGUGUUUCCUCCAAACAAAGCUAUGGCGUGUCGUCAAGCCGCUCCGUUCAGCUAAGUGCCAGCCAGCUUACUACAGUAUGUGUAAGACAAGCAAUGGUGAAUCAAGCCCAAGGUCUGCUGACUGAUAAUUCCAACGAAGUAACAACUCUUUCAAAUGGGGCAAUUGGAUAUCAGAAUCAACGACCCUCGUAUGCUACCAAAGAGGGAUGUGCCGCACCCUCUCUGAGUGUGGCGGAACUCAGUGCCGUUGCCACCAACGGAAGCACUGUGUGUAAACGUCUAAUUGUCAAGGAUACCCCGAAAGAGCACUGUGCGGCACAACCGCUGCUAAUUGAAAACGACAAUGCACAAAAAACAAAUGAUUGGAACACAUCCGUGGCGAUGACCGGUUGUCUGGAAGUGGAGUCAACUCCAGCCCCCUCAUCAGGACCACGACAGUGUUCACUGUGCAGAAGAUACCUCACCGAUCCUGAUGACCCCGUGCAGCAUAAGAGGAUGUGUCAAGAAAAGAAAUUGUUCUGCCCCCUUCUUUGCGGGAAGCUACUUCGCCGUGGGGACAUUACGCGCCACGUGAGGGAAACGGCUCUGGAGCAUAACCCGCUACCACUACCAAGUGGUCCUGACUAUCCGGAAGAGCACCCCGCGCAUGUACUGGCAGUUGUUAUGAACAUGUUCUUGGAAAAAAAUAGUGGCGAUAAAAGGGCUGACGAGCAGUUCUCACUGGACCUCCCCCCACGGAGAAUUCGGCUGUCAGAAACAUCAAGCAGUUCCGUGGCGGCAUCUCGUCGCCUUUCCCUCAAUUCUACACUGUGUGAAAAGAAACCUGAGUCAGACGCAGUGACACCCCCAAAAAUACAAACCAGCGCAGAUGUUCCCUUGACACAAUCGUCUACCGGACUCCCAGAGCCGCAAGCACGCAGUCCCCCCACCAUCUCACAGGAAAGAGAUAUCACCUACACCAUAGAAAGUGAGCUUACGUCUGGAAACGAUAAUUCUGUCGUUGCUACCGAUGCCAAUGACAACAACACCAGCACAUUCGGGAAGGCAAGUGCUGCGGUUUCUGCGGAAGAACCGGAUGCCGCGCGGACAACAUCGGAACUGUAUAAUUCGCGGGUUCCAAGGAAGCGGUCCCACAGCUCCAACGUUGAGAGUGGUUGCACGUCAAGAAGUGGUGGCUUCGGCAUGGCAAACUGUAAAGGGUUCCGGCCUGAGGCGCCAGUGAGCAAAGGUUCGUCAGAGAAUGGACAAGCACUCAAAGAGCUUUUGAUCCGUAUCAACCUUCAGCAUGAAGAAGUGGAGAAGUUGAGGGAACAACGCGGAGCGUAUGACUUAUCUAAUGUGGAAGAUGUAAAGCAAAGGGACGAGAUCAUGGAUGCCGUGCGGAAUGUGGUCACUGCGUUUGAUGGAAAGAACAGAAGCAUUCAUAAUGAUUGUAAACAACUGAUGGGGAAGACCAGUUUAGCUCCUGACCUAUUCCUGAAUGUACUGCAUUCAUGGAGGAGUCUUGACCGGCACUGGAACGAGGUGAGGGUUACUCUCUGCGAUACCGCCAGGAUCUAA
Trypanosoma brucei brucei TREU927 is the source of this 1635-nucleotide messenger RNA. RefSeq lists its product as hypothetical. The coding region runs from base 1 to 1635 and encodes 544 amino acids. The transcript has a single exon. The record is from RefSeq and is a predicted model, not a curated record. NCBI's taxonomy places the organism in Eukaryota, Euglenozoa, Kinetoplastea, Trypanosomatida, Trypanosomatidae.